AUGUCUCGAGCAUAUUCAGCUAUCAUUCGUUAUCAUGAUAGACAGUAUAAGAUCGUAAAAAGUGGCAUAUGUGUUGCAAAUCACACUUCGCCUUUAGAUAUACUGAUACUUAGCUGCGACAAUACGUAUGCAAUGGUUGGUCAAAUGCAUUGUGGUGUAUUAGGACUUAUUCAAAAAGUCUUAAGCAAAGCAGCUCAACAUGUAUGGUUUGAUCGUCUUGAUGCUAGCGAUCGAAAACAAGUUUUGAAAAGGCUUCAAGAACAUGUCGAUAAUUCCGAUUCAUUGCCUAUUAUAAUUUUUCCUGAAGGAACAUGUAUUAAUAAUACAUCUGUAAUGAUGUUUAAAAAAGGAUCAUUUGAAGUAGGCAGUACGAUUUAUCCAAUAGCAAUUAAAUAUGAUUCAAGACUUUGUGAUGUUUUUUGGAAUAGCAGUGAGCAGUCAUAUGGCGAAUAUCUGUUCUGUUUAAUGACUUCUUGGGCAAUAAUGUGUGAUGUAUGGUAUUUACCACCAAUGUCGCGCGAAGAAGGCGAAGAUUCGAUUGAUUUUGCUCGGCGUGUUAAACAUGCAAUUGCUAAAAAAGGUGGUUUGCUAGAACUGGAAUGGGAUGGUAUGUUAAAGCGCAUGAAGGUCCCUGCGAAAAUAGUGGUUGCUCAACAAAAAUGUUAUUGGGAUCGUUUGUCCAGAAAACCAGUAAUUUGUAAUAAAGGUGAAAAUAACGAAAAAUAUUCUUAUAAGAAGCAAAGAGAAGCUUUAAAUUCAUCAGAAGACAUUGCAGAAAGUUAUGAAGAAAAAAAAGCAUCUGAAUGA
Molecule: messenger RNA, 807 nt
Organism: Thelazia callipaeda (thelaziosis nematode)
Lineage: Eukaryota; Metazoa; Nematoda; Chromadorea; Rhabditida; Thelaziidae
Source: the annotation of a GenBank genome assembly